Cyprinus carpio (common carp) is the source of this 2695-nucleotide messenger RNA. It is a transcript of the gene mboat7, whose product is annotated as membrane-bound acylglycerophosphatidylinositol O-acyltransferase mboat7. Gene Ontology annotation, molecular function: lysophospholipid acyltransferase activity. Gene Ontology annotation, cellular component: membrane; mitochondria-associated endoplasmic reticulum membrane contact site. Gene Ontology annotation, biological process: lipid modification; phosphatidylinositol biosynthetic process. The record is from RefSeq and is a predicted model, not a curated record. NCBI's taxonomy places the organism in Eukaryota, Metazoa, Chordata, Actinopteri, Cypriniformes, Cyprinidae.
CUCAUAAAGCGAGCCAUGAACAUAUGUGGUAGUAGGAAGUGGUGAGGAGAGAAUACACCAGUGCGGGCGGUUAAAGGGGACUGCAGGAUAUUUUAAUAUCCUUUAGAAUAAAUCGCCUUGAUAGCACAUCUCCAUAUAUCACUGCUUGGAAGUCAGUGGGGACCAGCAACCGUUUGGUUACCCACAUUCCUCAAAAUAUCUUCCGUGUUAAACAGAAGAUAGAAACUCAACUGGAGGAAAGAUGUCACCAGAUGAAUUAGUCUACCUAGGAAUCCUUGCUGCAUCAAUUCCUGUAGGAUUCCUCUUCCGCUACCUAAGUCCUCCAGUCAAGCAGGGGGCAGCAUUGCUGCUAGGUUUGAUCAUCUCGAUAGCAACCUGUGGGAUCCACACUCUACACUCUCUGUGUACAGUGUUAGGAACAUGGCUGAUUAUAAAGAUCAACUGGCGAAGUGCCCCUGCUCUGUCAUUGGGUUGGACAUUUCUGUACCUCCUCUUUUUCCGUCUGGUCACCUGGUUUGGCCUUCCUCAACCAACACCUUUUGCCAAUGCCAUUCAACUUCUUUUAACUUUGAAGAUGGUCAGUUUAGCCAAUGAGAUUCAAAGUUAUCACUUGGAGAAGAAAAAGGAAGUGAGCACCUUCACCAAAUCCCCAGUGGUGGAAGGACUUUCCCAUGAGCCUUCACUCUAUGACAUUAUAUCAUACAGCUACUGCUAUGUGGGCAUAAUGACAGGUCCCUUCUUCCGUUAUAAGACGUAUGCAGACUGGUUGCAGCAGUCCAAUCCUCUGUCAUUGCCGGGUAAAGAGCCCUGCCUGCAGAGGCUGAAGAUGGUGCCCGUUUACGGAGCUCUCUUCAUAGCCGUCAACUCAGUCUUUCCCUUGCCCUAUGUCCGUACUGAUGAAUUCCUGGACCACAACUACUUUUACAGGUUUUUCUACAUGGUGGCAAUUUUCUUUGUAUUCCGGAUGCGUUUCUACUCUGCAUGGUGUGGGGCAGAGGCUGGCUGCAUCAGUGCAGGUCUAGGCUGUUACCCUCAGGGGGCGCUGUCCAAACCUGGAGGAGGGCCAACAGUGAAAUAUAGUCCUGAUCCAGACACAGCUGUGGAGUAUGACUUUAAAACGAUCCAGAACAUUGACUGUUAUAACACAGAUUUCUGUGUAAAGGUUCGGCAUGGCAUGCGUUACUGGAACAUGACGGUGCAGUGGUGGCUUCACUACUAUAUUUACCCCAAUGCUCCUUUCAGAGCGUAUGCUCUCAGGGCUGGAUGGACUAUGUUAAUCAGUGCUUAUUGGCAUGGCCUCCAUGCUGGGUACUACCUCUCUUUUCUCACUAUCCCACUGUGUAUUGCAGCAGAAUCGGCCAUGGAGGCAUCAGUCAGAGCCCGUCUAGGCCCAGCGGGCCAGAAUAUCUUCGACUGGAUCCACUGGUUCCUCAAGAUGAGGGCUUACGACUGCAUGUGCAUGGGUUUUGUUCUCCUGAAGGCCAGCGACACCAUCAAUUACUGGAGCUCCAUAUACUUCAUAAUUCACAUCAUUGCUGUUGCUUGUAUAGGAGUAGGACAAGUGAUGAAAGGAGGUAAAAAGAGAGAGAGAAGGGAAAGAGGUGAAGGAGAGAAAGAGGAUGUUGUAAGAGAGAAGGCUGAGUGAAACGAAUGUGACGCUAUGAUCAUGCUGAUAAUCGGAGAGCUGGUAUGUUUACAAAAAAACAUUUCCCAACAUGCAGUGUUAUAGCCAUCAACUGCCAUUCAAGGUAUUUUGCUUUUUAAAAACCAACACAGAAGUGUAAUACACGAUGAACCCAAGGACAUCAGUCUGUAUUUUAGUAACAGUGAAAAUAGCUUCAGAUAUUUUCCAUAAUUAUGUUCAUUCUAAUGUCCGCAUUUAUUUUAUUACAUAUGUUGAAAAGUGAUUCUUGUUAUCUGAUGAUAAACCGUGCAACCGUAUAGAUUCAUUCUGACCAGGUCAAUUGGAAAGGAAUUUUGUAUUGUAUUUUAACAGUGUUUUUUUUGCUCAUCCGUGACGUUGGGACUCAAAUUAAUCUCCUACACAGAGUACUUAUAACUGAAUCCAUCCAUUUAAAAAAAAUAAUAAUAAUAAUGAAUGUUGGACCAGUAUCACUACUUUGAGCACAAAUUUGUGGAGAUUCACUCUCUCUGUAAUGUGUCUUUGAGGUAAUACAACCUUUACGUUAAGGUGUUCUAUUGUUAUUAAAAGUAAGUCUGCCUUGUUUUUCAUCCAUUGUGAUGGAUGGGUUGAGUAUCCAUUGAUGGUUAAUGUUUGUGUCAUAUGCAUCAAUAUUAUUAUAAGUCUACAAAGAAUGUGAAAGUAGUUGCUAACUUAGUUAUUAUUAUUUUUUUUCACUAUUUCAGAAAGUAGUAGUGAAUCUUUCUGCUGUUUUGUUCAUCAUUCAUUUUUUUUUAGUUUGAUACCACAUGGUGUAAAGUGCAGCUUUGUACCAAUUAACGUGUUACAAAGAUUUUCUCAAAAGAGCUCAGAAGUUUUGUUCUUAUAAAAUCUAAUGAACAGUCCUAUUUUAAAACAUUCAGAUUAUUUGUCCUCGUACACUGGAUAGUAGCACUAGUGUUCAGUUUAUUGAUCUGUUCAGAUUGUAUCCUGGUUCCUAUAAUAUCUAACUGCUAUGUUGUAUCUCUAAUGUUUACUUUCUGGAGUAUUAAACACAGGAUUUGCCACUUCAAA